AUGAAAGAGGAAGAAAAUUGCACUAACGAAAGAUCAGGCCAAGAAAAGGAUGUUUCUCUUAUCGACACAGAUCAAGAGCUCGUUGAUGACGGUCAGCUUCUUGGUCAAGGACAAGUCAGUAUUGACAUAGAUGUCCCUCUUCUUGACACAAAUGAAAGGCAACGAAAUGAAGAGGAACAAAAUGAUGACCAAGAAGUAAAUACCCCUUCAACUGAAGAGAACUCGAAAAAAUGCUGCUCGAAAGAAUUCUUCUUUCUAAAUCGGGCACAAGAGUCACGAAGAUGCUUCCCGUUCUCCUGCCAAGCUUGCCAUGCUGACAUGACGUUCUUCGAGUGGGAUAUCAGUUCGACAACCUUGACUGCUAGAAUUCCAUGGGUCAGCCGAAACAACUUGGUCGAUGGUUUCGUACCAGUCAACAAACGAGUCAAGAAUGCUCGAUGCAUGGACUCAGUUGAAGUUAACGCGAAAUUAGGAAGCCCGUGCUUGUGUGACGAAGAUCAAGGCUGCGCUUUCGACAAUUGGCCGGAAAAUAUUUGCGCUAGAAACGGCUACGGAGAAGAGUACUUCUGGACUCCCGGUCCUCAGAAAACUUUCACUGAAGAUCGAGAUUUUACUAGCACGAUUGUCGAGGAUGAUUACUCUUUGACUUACCUAGGAACGAAUGGAGAAUCUGAUGUUCGAUUCUCCGAUCGAAUCAGCUGGUGGGAAAACGGACCAUCCAUCUGUCGCGCUAGAACCGAGCUCUACAUGCCUGGUGUCGAGCGACCAGUUUUGAAAGACGAUGGUUCUUUGAGCACCCCUGCAUGGAACCAACUCGAAUGCGAUUUUGAGAUCAACAAGUAUCCAACAACAAACGAUCCUAUUUCAAGCACUUCAUCCAGCCAUGGAAGCGACAGCUAUGAAGCUUCGGAACUCAACGAAGAAUACGAGCGACUAAUCAUUGUCGGCAACUACAAUCAAGGCUUCAUGUACGAAGAAGGCCAAGAAUACGGUCUUUGUCGAUGGUCGAAAGAAAACUGCAUCAAAAGAUCUGGCGCUAGUUGCCAUUCUGAUGGAAGUCUGAGCGCUGUUGAAAACGAACAGACGAGAGAUUUCAUCAGAAACGCUCCUUACCAUCCUGGCGUCCUGAGCUGGAGACGAGGAAACUUGGUCUGCAACAGUUUGGUCGGAGUCCAAGGAAUUACUAAUAAUGUCUAUUCUGUGCGAAACGAAAUUUUCCCUGACAACGAUGAGCUUGAAAUCCUUGUUCGAUCUGUCGACAUUACACCAAAAUAA
Molecule: messenger RNA, 1275 nt
Organism: Oikopleura dioica
Lineage: Eukaryota; Metazoa; Chordata; Appendicularia; Copelata; Oikopleuridae
Source: the annotation of a GenBank genome assembly